GCCCACCGGGUGGCCUGGUGCCUCCCUGGCUCUUUCUGGAUGGAGGCGCUUCCGGAGGGAGCCAGCUGCAUGCUUUGGCCUUCACCUUGCAGCCUCUGCUGACCACACCUCCCCUAGCACAGAGGCUGCCCCAGGAGCAGGAAAUGCUGUACCAGCACAGCUGGCUCCCCGGGAUCCGGGUCUGACUGCUAGGAUGGAGGUGGAGCCGGCAGCCAAGACCUUCGUGCUGGAGCUGCGAUGUCUUGACGAUGGGGGUCCAGGGCCCAACACCCUCUCAGGUGGCAAUGCUGGCAGCAAGAGUCAGGAGGAGGAAGAGGCUCAGGAGGGAGGCAGCAGCUUACAAGAGCCAGCCAGCUCAAUCUCAGCCCCAGUAAAGGCCAGUGAAAUCACUGAGGAAGCCCAGACAGAACAACAGGGGUUACAGCAGUCAGAACAGCAGCCACAGCUGCAGCAACAGCCACAGCCUGAACAGUUACAACAGCAGCAACCACAAAACCAACUAUUAGGACAUCAGCCAGAAUUGCAACAGCAGCAGCUGCAAGAUGGACAACAGCAUCUGUCUCAAAUACAGCAAGAACUACAGGAAAAACACCAAUCCAUGCAGCAUCAGGAACUGAAAUCAGAACUGCAGCUAAUGCAACAGCAGCAACAGUUACAGCAGCAGCAAGUGCAAGAACAACAGCAGGAGCAGUUACAGCAGCAGCAAGUGCAAGAGCAACAGCUGUUACUACAGCAACAAGAACAGGUACAGCAGCAGCAAGUACAAGAACAACAGCUGUUACUGCAGCAGCAAGAACAACAGCAACAGUUGUUGCUGCAGCAGCAAGUGCAAGAGCAACAGUUGUUGCAGCAACAACAGGGACAGUUACAGCAACAGCAGAUGCAACCAUUGUUGCAGCAGCACCAGGAACAGUUGCAGCAGCAGCAGCUGCUACAACAGCAGAAACUGUUGCAACAGCAGGAACAAUUACAGCACCAACAGUUCCAACAGCAACAAGAACAGCUACAGCAGCAGCAGCUACUGUUGCUGCAGCAGCAGGAACAAUUACAGCAGCAGCUGUUGCAGCAGCAGCAGGUGCACUUACAGCAGCAGCUGUUGCUGCAGCAGCAGGAACAAUUACAGCAGCAGCUGUUGCUGCAGCAGCAGGAACAAUUACAGCACCAGCAACAGCAGCAGGAACAGUUUCAACAGCAGCAGCUGCAGCCAGAGGAGGAGGAAGAGGUGGAGCUGGAGCUCAUGCCGGUGGACCUGGAGUCGGAGCAGGAGCUGGAGCAGCAGCGGCGGGAGCUAGAGAGGCAGCAGGAGCUGGAGCGGCAGCAGGAGCAGAGGCAGCUGCAACUCAAACUGCAGGAGCAGCUGCAGCAGCUGGAGCAACAGUUGGAGCAGCAGCAGCGACUGGAGCAGCAACAGCUGGAGCAGCAGGAGGUGCAACUGGAGCUGACCCCCGUGGAGCUGGGAGCCCAGCAACCAGAGCUGCAGCUGGAAUUGGUACCCACCGCAGGGGGUGGUGGAGCGGCAGUGCCGGGGGCGCCGGCAGCGGUCGUGGUGGCCCCGCCUGGCUACGUGGUGCUGCAGGAGCUCAUGGUGCUGCCCACCGUGACCACACCGACCGUGGUGGCCAUCCCGGGCCCGGCAGGCAGCGCAGCGCUAACACCUGCGCGGCAGCGGCGGCGGCGGCGUGCCCGGGACCGGCCGACCAUCUGUGGAGAAUGCGGCAAGGGCUUCAGCCGGAGCACUGACCUGGUGCGGCACCAGGCCACGCACACUGGCGAGCGGCCGCACCGCUGCGGCGAGUGCGGCAAGGGCUUCUCGCAGCACUCAAACCUGGUGACACACCAGCGCAUCCACACGGGCGAGAAGCCCUACUCUUGCUCCUACUGCUCCAAGCGCUUCAGCGAGAGCUCGGCGCUCGUGCAGCACCAGCGCACGCACACAGGCGAGCGGCCCUACGCCUGUAGUGACUGUGGCAAGCGCUUCAGCGUCUCCUCCAACCUGCUCCGCCACCGGCGCACGCACUCGGGCGAGCGGCCCUACGUCUGCGAGGACUGCGGGGAGCGCUUUCGUCACAAAGUGCAGAUCCGCCGCCACGAACGCCAGCUGCACGGCGCUGGCCGCUCUCGGGGUCUUGGGUUGCUGCGCGGCCCCCGGCCCUCGGCCCCCGGCAGUACCUCGCGCGCCGAGCAGGCCGCAGCGGCCACCAAGGCGCCGUGAACCUGGGAGCAAGGGCACGCGGGCGGUGGGGGACACAGAGGGUGAUACCUUGACCCUGGCGGGGGCUCUUGGUCGCUCACUGGAGACAUUCUGGAAUGGCCUUGGAGAGACAGGCCUCCCUCGUCCCUUGGAGUCCCUGAAAGUAUCAUCCCCCCAAAACCAUUCGUAAGAGAAAAGCCAACCGAGGCAGAGACAGCACACGGGGCACUUUUGUUCCUCAGCAGUGGUGGCCCAGAGGGCUGUCUACUUAGAAAUGAGAGUCACAGAGGAAACUCGGCCACAAUUCGUUACUUUUGACGUGGACCGGACACUAACCCAGGGAAUCAAAUACUUAACGGCAAAACGCACACGGGAAAGAUUUGAUCCUGGUGAAAUUAUUUCAAGGAGAAAAACGGGCAUAAAAAGGAAACUUACCUGCACUAUGUAGAAAACUGAUGAAGGCAUUGAAUUGUCCUCAAGGGCAUUUGCCUUGAAAAUACUUUGUAGGAUGAAAGUUCAUCAGGGUGGAUGUAAUUCUGAUGAAAAUGCCUGUGUUUAUAAACACAGGAUCAGAGUGUUCACGGGGUCAAUGUGCAAAUAAAUGCUGGGCAGUCCUGCUCUGGGCCAAAGGUAAAACCUUCCCUCCAAGGGAACCCAGGGCUCUGGCAUUAUAAACAGGUUCUAGGUCUCUGCUGCCACGCUCCCAACCCCACUGCCUUCCCCUGAAGUCCCGGGAGUAAGAGCUAUGGCUGAAGCAGAGGAGUUCUGGGGGUGUUCAGUACAGAAGAAGGACCUAGAAGGAGUCCUGGGUAUCCCCUCUGUGGGCUCCCUGGGAUCCACUGACUAGCCUGGCACCUUGAAUCAGGCUAUGAUGGCAAUGGGGCUUAGGCUGCCAAGCAGACCCUCCCCCAUGCCUGGGGGCUAGGGGAAGAAUGUUGGGGAUAAGAUUGGAGGCAAUAGAAAUGCUUUUUAUCACGUUUACCAAAUCGUCUGGGGCUGGAGCAACAGCAAUUGCUGAUGCCUGUGGAAAAGUGAGGCAUCAGGCAUCUGCCGCCACUCUGGCCCCCACAAGCACUUCCUGCUGCACCUGACUUUUCAUGUGUGGCUGCUUAGUUCCUAUCCUUCUCUUCCCUCCCUGCUUCUCCUUUACUAACACAGCCUGCUACAUUUUUACAAAUGUGUUGGUAAGUGAGAAACAAAAAAUGAAAAAUAAAAUGAA
Molecule: messenger RNA, 3410 nt
Organism: Otolemur garnettii (small-eared galago)
Lineage: Eukaryota; Metazoa; Chordata; Mammalia; Primates; Galagidae
Gene: ZNF853
Product: zinc finger protein 853
Exons: 3
Coding region: 194-2212 (672 amino acids)
Biological process (GO): regulation of transcription by RNA polymerase II
Molecular function (GO): DNA-binding transcription factor activity; RNA polymerase II cis-regulatory region sequence-specific DNA binding
Source: RefSeq, a predicted model, not a curated record